AUGAAUUCUAAUAAUAAUACGAAACAAAAACAUGGUAAAAAACAACCAAUUUAUUUAGAACCAUCUCGAAUUCUACGUUUCAUGCAAGAUAAUGCACCGAAUCUUAUGGGCUCUCGUGGUAAUCAAGCAUAUGUAUUAGCCACAACAGAAUUAUAUGAUAAAUGGGUUCGUAUUAAUUAUGAUUUACAAGUAUGGCAAUUAUAUUUAAAAAUGGGUACACAAGAUAAAUAUUGGUCAAAAGAAGUUAUUAAAAGAACAAAACGACGAGAUGAUAAUAUUAAUACUCGUUUUACCCAAAAGAAGAUUAAUCAAUUAACUAUGAGUAUAGCUGAUAUAAACGCUUCAAUUACAAAUUUUCAAAUAGAAUUAGCAACAUAUUGGACACAAGCAUUGGACAGUACAACUGGUGUUCGAGAUUUUGCUCAACAACUAGAAAAGUGUAUUUUACCUUAUAUUCAACAUUGUACACAGCAUGUAAAGAAAUUAUCUGAAGAAAAAAUUAAACUUGCUAAAGCACAAAUGGAAGAAUAUAAAGCUUUACAACAAUUUGAAGCAGUUGCUGCACCUACUCAAUGGAGUAUCCAUUCAAUGUUAAAAAUGAAAAUGAAAGUAUGGAAUACAAAAAAUAAAAAUUAUCAAAUAGCUACGAAACGUGUCGAAUAUGAUCUACCUCCAUUAUUUAUUUCAAAAGUGGAAUUUAAUUUCAAAUGUGAUGAAUCUAUUUUGAAUUCAGAUGAAGCACAAGACUUAUAUGAUCGUAUGCGUCAAAUAACUAAAGAUUAUCGUACUCGAUCAAUGACAUUAUAUUUACAAUCGAUUACACGUGAACGUGAAAUAUUAACAAAUGAAAUUGAUCGUAUAAUUCAAGGUCUUCCAAAUGAUAAUGCAGAAGGUGGUGUGGCAGCAUUUAAAAAGUAUCAUGAUCUACGUAUACGAAGAUUUAAAUUAGAAGCGGAGCAAUCAUGUUAUUUUUUAGAAGAGCAACGAGUCGCGGGCAACGUACAACUAGAAGAAGCAAUUGCUCCGACUGUAACUCGACAGUUGAGCGGGGAUUUCUCGCUCCAACAAUAA
This is a messenger RNA of Adineta steineri, 1071 nucleotides long. Lineage: Eukaryota; Metazoa; Rotifera; Eurotatoria; Adinetida; Adinetidae. The record is from the annotation of a GenBank genome assembly.